This is a messenger RNA of Trichoderma aggressivum f. europaeum, 1695 nucleotides long. RefSeq lists its product as uncharacterized. The coding region runs from base 1 to 1695 and encodes 564 amino acids. The transcript has 5 exons. The record is from RefSeq and is a predicted model, not a curated record. Gene Ontology annotation, cellular component: plasma membrane. NCBI's taxonomy places the organism in Eukaryota, Fungi, Ascomycota, Sordariomycetes, Hypocreales, Hypocreaceae. Gene Ontology annotation, biological process: transmembrane transport. Gene Ontology annotation, molecular function: siderophore-iron transmembrane transporter activity.
AUGGAAAAAUCCAAAGUUGACUACAGCCUACGACUGCAGGCGGCUGCGCCUGCUUCAAUUGACCAUGACAGCCCUACCGAACCCACGAACAACAUAAACGGACAACAAUCGAUUGCGACCACCAAACCAACAUAUGAUGCAUCCCCAGUCCUCUUGUCGUAUAUAUGGUUCGGCAUGUUUUUGUUGGCAAUUGCUGUGAGUUUAGCUGGACAGACAAUAGUGUCUUACCAACCAUACGCGCUUUCUGAGUUCAAUGCUCAUAGCAUGCUAUCGGUAAUUGGCACAAUCCAAUACAUACUGUAUGCAAUUGUUAAGCCGGCGCUAGCGAGGGCUGCAAAUAUAUGGGGUCUUCUAGAAGCAUUCAGCCUGUCUAUCGCGGCGAUACUGAUUGGAUUUGCAAUCAACGCAGCUUCUCAAGAUCUAGGAGGUUUGGCAGCCGGGCAGAUCUUCUAUACCAUUGGACAAGUUGGCAUACAGUUUCUGCAGCAGAUCUUGGUAGCCGAAAUCACGACAUUGGAAAAUCGAUCCAUUCUCGGAAGCCUUGUUUUAUCCCCUACAAUAUUUACUUCUUGGAUUGGAGCUCCAAUUGUCAGUGCUAUGGUUCCCGCAAAGUGGAGAUGGGGAUACGGCAUGUGGGCCAUUAUAUUUCCAACGAUCUCACUACCGCUUCUAUUUUCUCUUUGGCAGCAAAAGAAGCGUGCCCACAAAAUUGAGUCCGCUGCUACACAUGGAAAGCUCGAGAAUAUUUCUGCGCUCUGGUCUCAAUUGGAUAUUGUAGGACUUACUCUUCUGACGGCCAGUCUAACCCUUAUCCUACUCCCGAUGACAUUGUCAACCACAAUUUUCCACUCAUGGUCUUCACCGGGGAAAAUAUCUAUGAUUGCCGUUGGAGGUUGCUGUUUUAUCGCCUUCUUAGUGUACGAGGUUUACGUUCCUUCGCACCCUAUCAUGUUGUUGAACUUAGCCAAAAACCGCACCGUCGUGGCGGGCUGCAUAUUGCAAUUUGUUCUCUAUAUGAGCUUCUACAUUUGGGCGCCAUAUUUCUUCUCAUUCCUCAUAAUUGUCAACAAUGAGUCUUCCAAGGCGGCCACAAACAUCACUGCAGCCCAAACAGUUGCAAUCGCCGUUAUUGGACUCCUCGCAGCUUUUCUUGUCAGAUUGACUACGACAUAUAAGUGGGUUAUUAUGCUGGGAAUGACAUCAAAGUUGGUGGGAGCAGGAUUGAUGUUACGAUACUCUAACGCUAGAGCAAGUACUGUACAGAUUUUGUUCGGCCAGCUUAUCUCUGGUGCUGGGACAGGCAUGAUAUCUAUCAUUGCGCAAACUGCCGUUCAGGCUGUAACACCGCUUCAAGACGUUGCCUCUGUGACAACUCUAUACGAAGUCGCUGGUGCAAUUGGGGGAGCAGUUGGUAACGCCAUAUCCGGUAUUGUCUGGACAGCUCUCCUUCUUGCUAGGCUUCGAGCCAACUUGCCAGCAACAGCGCAAUCUGCUGCGGUGGAAAUUCAAAACUCUUUCUUAGUAGCCUCAUCAUAUUUGCCUGGUAGCUCUGAGAGAAUUGCCAUUGACAAAAGCUAUACUGAAGUAAUGCAUGUACUUCUUAUUGUAGCACUUGCAGUACUAUCAGUCCCCUUUAUUGCAAUGUUUGCGAUGGAGAACAUAAGACUGAAAGAUGAGGCUACUGAACAAGAGUAA